Trametes versicolor FP-101664 SS1 is the source of this 1437-nucleotide messenger RNA. RefSeq lists its product as uncharacterized. Bases 1 to 1437 code for a protein of 478 amino acids. NCBI's taxonomy places the organism in Eukaryota, Fungi, Basidiomycota, Agaricomycetes, Polyporales, Polyporaceae. The record is from RefSeq and is a predicted model, not a curated record. The transcript has 7 exons.
AUGCAAGGACGCAGACGACUCGCUCAUCGCACUCCCUCUCUGCUGGCCGCGGGCAGUGCGAAACGGACACCAAUAUGUAAACGGAGUCAUCAGCCAUUCCACACCGUGCGCUUGACCAAGGACGCGUUAACGGAAGCCCUCGCCCACGUCGGGCCUGUAUCCACCGAGGUCUCCCUUCUGCACCACCACACAGCACCCCCAAUCCCGAAGUCGCGACUCCAUAACAGUGCCAGCCGGGACAGGAUGGGUAACAUCGAUCUGUGGCCCGGGGACGACCCUUGCGGAGCGGUCUUUCAGAUCACGCCCCGUAGCGUAGCCUCUCUGGCUACACUCGGUUUUGUGCCCUCGGCCUUGGAGGUGACACGGUCGGAGCGGGAGAUCACCCUCGCGACUACCCUCGCGUACGGCGGCGCGGACGAUGCUCUUCGGGAUGGAGAACACCAGGAGACUAUACGGCUGUGUAUCGCGCUCACGCAGCCGAAGUCCGAACAUCUCUGGUUCCUGACUCUCUGGGACACAGAGAUCCGCGUCUCCGUAACGCCAGUGAACGUGAGCCAAGUGCAGUCUCGCGACGAAGUGCUCCCUGCCCCAACUGCUACAGCAUCUACCUACACCGAGUUCGACUCACAGCCCCAGAGCGGCCCCGGCAUGGUUCGACUCUUGCGAGUGGUCAUGGAGCGCCCGAGGGAGAGCUUCGCGAUCAACGACACCAAGAACGUCUGGCUGUCCAUCGAGCUCUCGGAGAAGUACCGAAGUACGCGUCAGAUGGCGCUGAGAGCGUCAAACCGCUCCCCGAUGGAACCACCUGCUGACAACACCGGACUCCCCGUGCUGAUCGCUUCCGCGCCCGGGCCUGCUACCGUGCAUCCACUGAUGCAAGCAAAGUCGCCUAUAUCUUCCGUGCGCUCGUCAGAACAUCACGCCUACUCGCGUUCGGCGCCAUCCGACGGUACCCAUGCGUGCGCCCGGAUUUCACCCACCGGGAGCUCGCUCGCUGGGAGUUCGUCCACCGAUAGCUCCCCCACUGAGACGCUCGUCGAGUCGAUAAUCAGUACCAAGCGGCCACGACAAGUGGGCGUUGACGAGGACGCGCUUCAAGACGGCCGCGCGAAGAGAGCCAACACCGCUGUACCUCGAACGGACCUGCUCGAGAGCAACCAGCCGACGACGGGUUCCCUAAAUAUUGACCUUUUGCUACCAGGAGUUACAGGGGUGCAACAAGUGACGGGGGGGUCUCUGGCUAUUGUAGAGCUCCGAGCGUCCUACUUCUUCCGUAUCGUGCACAGACAUCCCAAAACAACCUCUGCGCGGCACGAACUCGCUCCUCAGCUGCGCCGCAUACAACAGCGGGUCCAGUCCACAAGCACAGCAUCGCACAUCGCCGCGCGCCACGCCCUCGCCUCAUUCCGCCGUGUGAGCCCCCCCGCCCUCGUUUGA